AUGGCGGUCUCACGUUGCAUGAAUGUGUCCUACGCGUAGGAAUUGGUGAUUUUAGCGACGUGGCUACUGACUUUAUCGCAUUUAAUUGCAAAUCUGACAUCGUUCGGAUACGUGUAAAGUUUGGGAAUUGUUGCGGACACACCUGCGCUGUUUAAAAGGUCCCCCUCAGCCCCCCUCCUUAUAAUGGCACGGCUGUACUGGUGGCUGCUGAACAUAUGAAGACCAAAACCCACUUCUCAGUCAUUACCUAAAAAAAUAAAAAGAUCAUGUGUGACCAGAGCGCAGAAAUGGCGAGCGGGGACGGAGGGCUGGACGGGGAAGAUCCGAAUAUCACCGGAGAGAAGAGUGGGUCACCCAGGCAACAGCAAGAACAGGAAGAGAAUACGGCAAAUGGAGGAGAUGAUGAGGAAAUGACCAGCGGAUCACAUGACCUCUCUUCUUCGGCCAAUCAUAGUCCAGGAAGCAUGACUGGGUCAACUUCAGCAUCAACGUCAACAAAGAGCAGCAGUGAGGCGGCCGGGCGAGGGCAGGCACACAGGGAGGUGAUGAUCACUGUGGCUGAGAUGAAGAAGAGACUUCCUUCUGACAAACGCAGCCGCAGUAAAGCUUCCACUGUGGAGGCUCUGCACUAUGCCCUCAACUGUGUCAAACAAGUACAAGCCAACAGUGAAUACUACAAGCUGCUGAUGCGUAAUGGUCAAGACGAGAGGCAAACAGCCACAGUGUGUACUCUGGAGGAGCUGGAGAGAGUCACUUCUGAACACACUCUAAAGAACACGGACUCGUUUGUAGUGGUCUUCUCUCUGGCCACCUGCCGCGUGCUCUAUGCCUCAGAGCAGGCUCCCAGCAUCCUUUGCUGCAAGAGGAAGUUCCUGGAGUCGGCGAAGUUUGUCGAGCUGCUUUUCCAUCAAGAUGUGAAUGUGUUCUACUCUCACACAGCCCAGCCACACCUGCCACCAUGGAGCAACUCCCAUACAGCUGGAGUCUUGUUCGACUGUGCUCAGGUCAAGUCCUUCUUCUGCAGAAUCAGAGGAGGGAAGGAUCGCGAAGGCGAGAUGCGGUACAACCCAUUCAGGAUCACUCCGUAUCUGCUGAAGGUGCAGGGGACUGGGGCGGAGGAGGAGGAGCCCUGCUGUUUGGCUCUGGCCGAAAGAAUCAUCUCUGGAUAUGAAGCUCCUCGUAUCCCAAUGGACAAGAGAAUCUUCACCACCACUCACUCCCCUGGCUGUGUGUUCCUGGAAGUGGAUGAUCGAGCGGUGCCGUUGUUGGGUUACCUGCCUCAGGAUCUGAUCGGGACCUCUCUGCUCACCUCUAUCCACCCAGAUGACCGCCCACUCAUGCUGUCUAUGCACCGAAAAGUGCUGAAGUAUGCAGGGCAGCCUCCCUUUGAGCACUCCCCUAUGCGUCUGCGCUGUCAGAAUGGAGACUAUGUGACCCUGGACACCAGCUGGUCCAGCUUCAUCAAUCCCUGGAGCCGUAAGGUUGCCUUCAUCAUCGGGCGCCACAAAGUCCGAACGAGUCCCCUGAAUGAGGAUGUGUUUGCUGCCCGUACAAAUGAUGAUCUGGUCCCUUAUGAAGAAAUCAAAGAUCUGCAGGCCAAGAUCUACAAACUCUUUCUACAGCCUGUGCACAAUAACGGCUCGAGUGGGUACGGGAGUCUGGGCAGUAACGGCUCUCAUGAACAUUACAUCAGUGUGGCGUCUUCCAGCGACAGCAAUGGAAACCUGUGGGAGGACUCUCACAGGGAGCCGAUGACGCUGCAGCAGCUGUGUGCAGAUGUGAACCGGGUGAAGAGCUGGGGGCAGCAGGCUUAUUUCGACUCCACCCAUAAAGUCACAGUUCUUGGGAAACCAGCCACAGCAGCAAAUCUGCCUCCUGCUACAUCAAACGCUGAGGUUCGAGAUCCAGAGGAGGGAAGGAAACAGGCCCACAUCCCCUCCUACCAACAAAUCAACUGUGUGGACAACAUCAUAAGGUAUCUGGAGAGCUGUACUGGGUCUGCACUGAAAAGAAAGAAUGAAUCAAAUUCUUUAGGCUCUUCGUCGUCCUCUACUUCAGAAGAUGAUAAACCUACAGGAACUGCUGACGCUGCUCAGGCCGCCUCUGAUGUGGUCCUGGACUCUGCUGUUUCGGUCACUCCCUCCGCCGCAGCAGUAGUGGGUGCUCCUCUCACAAAUCUCUCAUCUCUCUCCACUAAAGCCAUGAGUGUGGUGUCCGUGACCAGUCAAUGUUCCUACAGCAGCACCAUAGUACAUGUACCCCAGCCAGAGUCAGAAGCCACAGCAUUGGAGGAUGCACCAAUGGGCAGUGAGCCAACUGAAACAGCCCCACCCCCCACACGCCCCGCUCCCUCUACGGCCACGGAGGAGCGCCGGUUUGUGGGUCUGACCAAAGAGGUGCUGUCGGCUCACACACAGAAGGAGGAGCAGGAGUAUGUGGAUAGAUUCAAACACAGGAUCCUACAGAGUCCAUACAGCUCCUAUCUGCAACUGGACAACAGUUCCAUGGCUCAUUCACACCAUCCAGGGGACUACCUCCGACCAUUCAGUGCUGGAGGGUUGAACCGCUCUCGAAGAGGGAAGCCCCGUCACAAGCGUCCCAAACCUCAGGGGUCUUCUGACAGUUACGCCUCUCCUGCCGGACCUCCACGUCGCCUCCCUGACUCCUCCUGGCCGUCCUCUGAAUCCUCACAACCGCAGAUGGUCCCCCCCUUUGGCCACACCACACAACUACAACCCCCAUUCUUUCCUUUAAUGUCGCACCAACCUACAGGUCCCACGGAACAAAAUAUUCGACCACAAAACGUGCAGCAACAUCAAACUACAACUUUACCCACUCCUACAGUCUUUCAACCAGAGCAAAGUCAAAUGAACUACAAUUUCAAUGUUAUGCAGACUCCGAAUAUGCCGAUUCAAAUGGAUACAAUCCCAAAUAUUCACCCAAAUUUCAGCAAUAUUCAACCAAUUGCUCCUGCUCAGAGUAUUAACCCUUAUGUAGCACCUGUCAUGGCUGUUCUGCUCCCCAAUUACCCCACGUUUACCCCAGGAUACCCCUCCAUAUACCCCAUGUCCGCCCCCUCCAUGCUGCCUCAGGCCCCCCUCACCAUGACAGGUUUCAACCCAGCAUCAGUGCCCUUCUCUCAACCUCCACUCUUCCAGAAUCAGGGAGGACCGAACCAGGCUCCACCGCAGGUGCCGCUGCUCUGUUCCCCCAGAGCGGGCUCCUCUGUGGGAGAGGAGGAAGAGACUACAGGGCCCAGACCUCUCUUCUCCAGCUCCAGGUCCAGUUCUCCUCUUCAGCUUAACCUUCUGCAGGAGGAGCUGCCCAAACCCAACGAGAGGCCGAAUUCCAACCAGCUCAGUGAGAGCCUCCACGAGCAGAUCAACAACCAGGGCGAUGGUCCGAGUGACUCUGGUAACCAUGACGCUCAGUCCACUUCCUCGGAGCUGUUAGACCUGCUGCUCCAGGAGGACGCUCGCUCUGGCACUGGCUCCAAUGCCUCGGGCUCUGGAUCGGGAGAGUCUGGAGGUUCCCUAGGCUCUGGGUCCGGGAGCGGCUCUAACGGCACCUCUACCUCACACACUGGCAGCAGUAACAGUAGUAAGUACUUUGCCAGUAACGACUCUUCGGACACUUCUCGAAAAGUGCGAAAGAGCCAGGAUGCUCCACCAGACCCUCAUGGGUUUGAGUCCCGCGUGGAGAACUCUCUGUGGAGCAUGAUCCAACACACGCCUGAACACGUCAUGAUGACAUACCAGAUACACACCAGGGACCAGAAUGAGGUUUUGGCAGAGGACCGGGAGAAGUUGAGGGCACUGCAGCCACUUCAGCCCUGGUUCAGUCAAGAGCAACGAGAGGAGCUCGCUGAGGUGCAUCCAUGGAUCCAACAGCAGACCAUACCCCAGGAGAUAGACACACAGGGCUGUGUAAGUUGUAACUCCAGCGCUGCUCCAGGACCCCCCCUCUCACCUCACGUCAUGGCCCCAGACAGCUCCUCCGUCCUGGACACUUCCUCCCAACCCGCCCCCCUCAUCCAGGACUCCUCCGAGGACACAUGAAUCUCCAACCAAUCAUCCACUCAGCUUUAUACCAGAAAUCUGUCUUUUUCAUGCGCACAGUGUCCCACUUCUGAACAUGUGACAUAAUAAAAAUGUUUUAACAGAGAAAGGCCGGCCAUUCAGAGACUAUUUAUCAGAAUCGACUGCCUUUUUGGGACCAUGAAUACCAUACCUCUAAAUGCUAUUUAAAAUGACCACAUCCUCUUACCGUGAAGGAAGUCUUUUCAAAGUAAAGGUUUUCUUGGUAAGUUUUGUGGCUUUUAUUUUGAAGCACUGUGGACAAUCCCAGUCUUGUGUAUAUAAAAUGACUGGAAGACAAAGGAUUGUGCUGGCCAAGAUGCGGCGAGAUUUGCACGUUGUUGUAAAGUUUUGCUGACUUUUUGUGACCGAUACUCAAUAAACAGUUGCUGCUCAUGUUUUAUUCUGUUAAAUAUUUUAAAUUUCAAUUUUAUUGUUAAUGUUUGACUAUAUAUUCUUUGCUCACUCAUGAACAACAAUGGAAAUGUCAAUCGUGCUACACAAAUCUAACUAUACAGCAAACAGCCAAAAUAUUAUGACCAUCGUGACUACUUUUUAUAGGGGAGCAAGUGAAUUUUUUGUCAUCAAAGUUGUUAGAAGCGGAAAGGUGCACUAUGUCAUUUUUCUGUUUGAGGAUUCGACACCUGCUUGUCCUCAUGGAGAUGAGCACUUUGCCUGGAAUGUUCCACAGCAUAGCAUUAAACCUGUCUAUUUGCAUUUAGUUAUGUUUUUAUUGCUCAAAAAUACAUUGAAAACAUGUAUUCUUACUUGGAGAGUGGACUUCCCUCUCCACAGACCUGACCAUACGCCAUCUCCUACUUGAUUACAUAGCUAUACAAGUUUAUUGCCAUCCAGUGGAGCAUUUCAGGCAACGCAAUAACCUCUCUGUGAAGACAAGAGGGUGACACACACUCAGUUACAUAGCAUAUCUUUGAGAAUGUUUGCUUGUUUGGUAAAUUAUGUCUUCACGCUUGGGUCAGAGCAUCUCCCAAAACUGCAGCUCUUGUGGGGUGUUCCCAAUGGUCAGUAUUUAUCUGUUAGAGGUACUGUAGACCUGGUUUGGACCUGGUUUAGCCUUGAUUUAGCCCUGGUUUAGCCCUGGUUUAGUCUUGGUGAUAUGUAGCUCUUGAAGACUGUUUGAUUAGUCCGACUUGUCUUGUUUUAGCUCACAUGGUCAUAAUGUAAGGGCUUAUUGCUGUAUAUAAUCAUAGUAUUGUUUUCUACCUGGUCGAAAACCUCACUUGUUCACUUGGUGUAAUUGUAUCUUAUUGGAACACCAUCCCUUUAGACUGUGGCUGACAGAGGCUGUAUAAAUGUGAGGGCGAAAGAUGUAAGCUCGCUGGCCAUUUUAUUAGGUCCUCUUCUAAGUCAAGAGUGAUUAAACCUGGACUGAAAAGGACUGAACAAGGUCUAAGGGUCAGUUGUCAUGAUUUGGUCCUAAAAACCUUAAAUACAUUCUAUACCUAAUCUGGACUUAGUUUGUUUCUGUUCCAGUUCUGGUUUAGUUUUGAGUUUACUCUUGGUUUAGUACCAAAUGUGAAAGUGUGAAUGCACCUUUUUAUUCUUUUUUUUUUUUCCCCCUCAUUCUUGCUACUUAACCUGGACUAAAACUCAGCCCUGCCUUCAUUAUAUCUGGACAAUAUUUUUCUUGUUCCUCCUUUGCUAAAUUUAUUCAAUAGUCCCAUUUAGAAACAUUAGAACAAACGUACCUAAGAAAGUGGCCAGUGUUUUGACAUUUGUUGCUCACUUUUCUUGUAUUUUAAUGAACUCCUUUCCUGUUUGUGCGAAUGUGUGUGAGAGCUGCUUCCUUUCAAACUGUGUCCAAACAGGGUUUUCUACCGUUUUUAGAAAUAUAACACUACAAUGUAUUUUAUAUAGAAAAUGUUCACAAAACCAUUUCUUUGCAAAUGUGUAAAAAGCCAUUUUGGUUUCAAUUCAGGGAGUGUUUUGUGACAAAGGAAUGAAUAAAAUUAUGUGACAUUCAA
Molecule: messenger RNA, 6061 nt
Organism: Boleophthalmus pectinirostris (great blue-spotted mudskipper)
Lineage: Eukaryota; Metazoa; Chordata; Actinopteri; Gobiiformes; Gobiidae
Gene: per3
Product: period circadian clock 3
Exons: 23
Coding region: 267-4058 (1263 amino acids)
Biological process (GO): circadian regulation of gene expression; entrainment of circadian clock by photoperiod; negative regulation of transcription by RNA polymerase II
Cellular component (GO): cytoplasm; nucleus
Molecular function (GO): transcription corepressor binding; transcription cis-regulatory region binding
Source: RefSeq, a predicted model, not a curated record